Molecule: messenger RNA, 870 nt
Organism: Xiphophorus maculatus (southern platyfish)
Lineage: Eukaryota; Metazoa; Chordata; Actinopteri; Cyprinodontiformes; Poeciliidae
Product: centrosomal protein of 112 kDa-like
Exons: 2
Source: RefSeq, a predicted model, not a curated record
UUAAUGCAUGAAAGAAACAAUUGUGAGCUGCAACAACAAGUCGAAAACCUUCAGCUGCAGAUAAAUCAGGAGCGAAAAGAUCAUCUGGAGAAAUCAGAGGAGGACAAGGAGCAUCUAGAGAACCUGAGAGCUGAGAAGGAGGAGCUCUAUCAAAACAUGUCCAGAGAAAUCACAGUUCUGCAAAAGAGAGAGAAGCAGCUGAUAAAUGAACUGGAUCAGGUUAACUUCUUCUACGAGGAGCUAAAAUGUAAAUAUGAAAGAGACAUUAUGGAUAUCCAGCAGCAGGCUGAAACGUACCAGCAGGAGAGAAAAGCUCAGCUGGAGAAAUCAGAGGAGGACAUGGCGCGUCUAGACAAUAUGAGAGCUGAGUUUGCCGUCCUCCAAGAUAAAACAACAACUGAGAUUCAAUUCCUUCAGGACAAGGAAAGGAGUGUCCAGGCUGAGUUGGAGAAGAUUAAGAGUUUGUACCUGGAGUUAAACCGGCUGUAUGAAACUGAUGUCACUGCAUUAAAACAGGAAGCAGCAAAAUACCAGCAGGAGAUGAGUUGUACGAUAAAUGAUUUGGACAGAGAAAGAGAGGAUGUACUGCUGCCCGACACUGUGACAGCUGAGGAAGAAGAUCUCCAUCAAAAACACGUCCCAGUUUUCAAAGAGGAGAAAGACUCACAGAACCAAGUCAACCUGGUUAAAGUCUUCAGUCCAGAGGUUUCUUCGGAGGAGGAACUCUCAGAAAAAACCUCAUCAAGUUGUUCCAAGGGUCCAGAAUCCACAGGAGAAACUGAGAUUGCUGGACAAACCAUCCUGGAGGAUUUAAACAAUCCAGACACUAAAACCCUGCAGGAUGAGGAGAAAGACGUGAGAGGUCUGUGA